AUCAUAAGCGUUUGACUCCUAUUGGACGCCGAGGACAAAACUUGGUCUCAGAACUUCCUCCUUCGCAGAAAAAUAUAAACCCUUAGAAACCGAUAUACGUAUACGCCUAUUCAUGUAAAAUUCAGGUAGAUCUACUUGGGCCGAGAUGGCGGCCGGCAGUUCUUUGAUUCUCUACCUAUUCUGGAUAGCUAUACCGGGUACCUUGGAGUACAACUUCCAGCCUGGGUAUGCUCACCAUUACACGUACACCUCCACCACGGAUACCCUGGGGAUGCACAACAUCACUACAGUCAUACGGUUUCAAAUUCAAGCUGUUAAUCGAACCGGAAGUCACCUACUCUACGAGUUGAAGGUUGAGUCGCUUACCCACCACUCUCAGAAAGGUUACUAUGCGGACAAUCCAAUGAAGUGGGACCUAAGUAGACAUUUUUUGUUUGAGCUGGGCGAAACAGGACUGGUUCAUUUCGUCCAUUAUCAUCCCGAGGACAAAGAGGAAGUGGUCACUUUGAAGAAGGCAGUUGUUGGGACUAUGUCCGCCCACUUUCAGGCUUCAAGAGAGACACAAUGGGCAUAUACUUCAAACGAAAUAGAUCACGGAGGACAAUUGCUACAUUCGUACGAAGGCCAGAAAACGGCUGACGGUUCCAUGUUAACAAGGUAUCACUACAGCGAUGCCAACGUCAUCAGAACACACAGAAAGAUCUUGCAUUAUAACACUGAUGGGAUGAUACACCGAAUCCAUCUGGUAGACAACAUAACAACGUACAACACCGAGGACACCCGAGUCAGAAAUGGAUUUCACGAUAAUGGCGCAAUAAAGAUUUAUUCCUCUGGGGAAUUCCCGACAUUACAAAAUAUUGGAGAAACGCAUGUGACCUUCCGGCAGAAAAAGAAAUACGAAGUCGAUGACAGAGUGGGAAGCAUGAUGACAAAUUUAGUGAAAGAUGUCUUGACUGUCGUUAAGAGACCAGAAAAACCAUUGGAACUGAAAAAGAUAGAAAAGAACAUAGAUGACAUGAUAAAAUGCAUUCAUAAAUACGACGACAAAACCGCUGUCGGAAGAACACAAUGCGUCAAGAUAUUGAAAGAAAAUAUUACCCGCCUUGUCGAUUCAGAUCUAAUGGCGUUUGCAGAAAAAUUUCUGAAAAAUAAAUGCGAAAAUAAAUCUUCAAGAUGUGUUGAAGAGCGGCAUCUGAUAAUAGAUGUUAUAGCACGAGUCGGAAGUGACGUAGCCCAAAAAGUUAUCAUUACGCAUGUUCUUAACAACAGUGAUGCUACAGAGGAGGAGCUUCGCCAUGCCCUCAUUCAUUCAAUUAGUUUUGAAAUUCCUAUUGCCGAGCUCAUAGCUGUAAUCGAUGCCUGGUGUUUUUCAAAGAACUUGAAGCUAGAACCGAGUUUCGUUAGCAACACGCAAAGGCGGGCCUGCCUUACUCUAGGUGCUAUUAUAAAAACCCUUCGACAGAAUGGAAAUACUACACUAGCUUUACAACUUGUCAAGAAGUUGGAAGAAGCUUUGGGGAAUCACAAUGAAACUGAAUUUCAGAAGCUUUACAAGCCAAGGAAUCGACGAUCGGCAGAAAAUCCACACACAAAAGAAAACAACCACUUACGGAAAAAGAGAAUGCUAGUUCAUGCUAUAGGCAACGCUGGUCAUCCGAGUUCAUAUCAACAUAUCGUGUCUUACAUGGAGACUGACAAAGCCACACCAUCAUUGAGAAGAGCUGCCGCUUAUGCCCUCAGACAUUAUUCGUGUAAUAAGAGUGCCGAUGCAUUACUAGAGGCAGCAGUAAAUGAUCCUGAGAAUAUUGUCAAGCAAGCGGCAUAUGAGGUGUACUCGUCACAUCCUGCCAGGAAGACUUUCACAUACGAACAAGAAAAUAUAAUUCUAUCAGCGCGUUAUUCCUAUCCAGUGGUUGCUAGAGUCAGGCGGGGUACGUUUGCUGAUAUACUGAAAGCUCUAAGCUUUGAACUUAUUCUGCCGAAGGUCGAUUGGAAGAAGGUCAUCGGAAGUAACAAAAUUGGGGCAUCGUUUGGGAUAUUUAUGGAAAAUUAUAUCAAACUCAAGUUAGCACCAUUUAGUGGCUUGUUUGACUUAAAAGUUCAUGACGAAGCUUGGGCGACUGGAAAUUUGGGUAUUAUCAACAAAUUCAUCGACAUAUUUAGAGUUAAAGUCUGCUACCAGAUAAACUUUCACUACGAUCUGAACAUUCUAAAGGAUUUUGGUAUUGAUAGCAUUCAGCAUUUGGCAACAGCCUUUGAUAGACUCUAUCAUAAAAUAGUGGACCCUAUAAAGGACGCCAUAGAUUUGAUUAGUGACCUCAUAGACAUGGGUAGAAAGCACAUCCUGGAAAAGAUGAUUAAAGAUCUCGUUAGACUCUUAAAAGAGCUGCCAUCAUUGAUCAAAGAAAUGGCGGAAAACAUAUGGAAUUCAAUGCUGAAGAUUAAAAACUUUGAUGGUUAUCCUUUAGCUGACCGAGUAAAGAAGUUAAUCAAUCGUAUUAAAGUAUUUAUUGAUGACGUGAAAGGUGACAUACUGGGGUUUUAUCAUAGUGUAGCUGACGCUAUCACGGUAUCCUUACCAUUUGUGGGAAAAGAGAUAAAGGAAGGAUUUGAACUCAUCGGCGAUUCCUGGAAAUUCUGGGAAAACCCUAUAGCGUCAUUUCAUGGAAUGGAAAACGCACUUAUAAAAUUUAAACUAGCUGUUGUGACAUUCAUAGAAGCAAAACAGCGAGUGAUGGAUUCAUUAAACGUGUUUAGAGAUGGUCUUCCGUACUGGUUUCAUCCGGUUGAAGAAGUUAAGGGUAUGAUGAACGAUGUGAUGGACAUAAUGGGAAUGGUUAAAGAUGAAAUGCUUCAUUACAACAAAGAUCCAAAUGCUAAUUUCUCCGAAAGUGAUAUUACUGAUGGAUUCAAUAUAUGCGAAAACAAAAAAACCAUCCAUCAUGUAGUAGAUGACGCUGUGCUACCUGUGGUCAACCGUACACUAAUAAGGGUUAAGGAAAUAGCGAAACCUUUCUGGGACAAAGUCACAGAUAUAAUCCAUCUUUUUAAAAGAAUCAAAAGUUCUUAUGAUUUCGUGAGAGAAGCCAUAAGCAAAGGAAAAUUCUUUAUUCAAAAGAUCUUUGGAGCAAAGUUCCACAGAAAGUUUCCAAAAAUACCAGGACCAUGUGAUAAACAGUCAUGUGCAUGCGGUGAAUAUAAAUUAAAAGACAAUGGAAGACAUGGGUUGGAUUUAAUGAUCGAUUCGAAGAGUAAACAUGACGUAUUAAACCCUAUGACUGGCUUAGUCUCUAGAUAUAGUGACAACGAAGUUCUCAUCCAACCUCACAGAGCAGAUGUUAACAUGUACGAGAUAAUCGUGUCAAAUCUUGAGCAUAUCAACCCAAAGAUUCCCCACAAUGGGAAGAAGAAAUUUUUCCUUGGUGGGCAUAAUAUUGGCAGAGUUGUUGAUAAACUUGAAGACUGUGAAUUUAACUACGUGACAGUGUACAUGAGGAAGAUACCGGAGAAUUCUACAGGGAUGAAUGAAGACCAUUAUGAAUACAUUGACCCAUCGAAAUAUACAAGAAAGAAAAAGCCCAAAUCGUUUUGGAAACCAGUCUGCAAAGAGGCCUUUUAUCAUUACAUUGGACAUGUGGCAGACGAUCUUGACAUGAGCGAUGAACCUGAGGAAGACGAAACUGAAACGAAUAGAGAGGUAGACAGCAAAAAAGUCAAGGGACCCAAUUUUUUGCACAGACAUCAUCAUGUUGGAAAGCGAUCGAUACAAAUGCAGAAUAGCAUAAUCCGUAACGCAAGGUCUGUAGACUGUGAAAGCGAAGACACAAAAUCAUUCAAAUGCAAGCUUAAGAGGUUUGCCACUAAAGUCGGGGGAAUGGCUGAGAAACUACUUCAAAAGACGAAAGGAGCAAUAAUGCCAGGAUUUGAUAUCUUUGAAAUUUCCAUAUCUGAAAUCCAGUCACUUAAUAUCAGCAGCGAACUGAUGAUCCAGCUCAAUGACCGUAUACAAUCAUUGAGUAAAGUUAUGAAAGAAGCCCCGAUUGAAUAUCCAGACAGUCUGCCAAUUCACAGAAUAAAACACAAGCUUCGGGAGGUUGGAGCCGACUAUCAUGAUGUAGUCAAUGCGGACAGAUUAUCACUUGUGGAUAAGCUCUUGACAAAACCUUUAGAAGAGUGUCCAUCUUUCCUGCAUGCUGUUGCUUUGGAGUAUGGACAUUUGUGUGAUGCCCACAAAGACUGCCUUGGAUUGACUUGUGGAGCAGUGUUUAGAGAAGGAUACCGAAGACACCUCAUCAAGUUCACUGUUCGCUGGAACCCCUGUAAGGAAGAGUUCGAAAUGUCGUUCGACGGAAUGAAGCACCUGGUCCACAUUCUUAUUAAUGAAACAAAAGAGUAUCCAUAUGAGAUAUCAAACGAAGCAGAUAAAGAGAUCUUAUUCAUAAUGUCAUCAAACGUUUCAACUACUCCGACGACCACCUACUAUUUGAACAUGACAGGGUCUUUAUGUGCUUCUGAUUAUUUCUCAUGUUACGCAGACGUCAAUAUCUUAAAAAACUUUCAAGUCAAUAAGACGUCAAAUACAAGUGAACACUGCUCUGAACAAGGUGAUUAUGACCCAUAUAUUGAACGAAUCCGUUCCUUAAACUUGCAAGAUCUUAUUGAAGAAACAUCAGAGUUUGGUCUGGAUAUUCAUCCACUCUUAAUUCUUGUGAAUAAGCUGCGAGAGGAAAUCAUUAAGGAUAUAAUGAGCUCAGUCUCAAGUGGAACUGAGGCAUUUGAAAACGCAUUUCCAGCGAUGAUGGAUCUCCGAAUGAGCAAGUUUAUUCCUCUUGGUCAUAUAGACAUCACAAUAUUUGAAAUCACCUUUGGGUUUAUGGUUGGACCCAUUCCUCUCAGUUUAUCGUUUGGAGCUGGAGCAAACAUCGGAGCUGAUCUUGAAAUUUCAUUGGCUUUAAUGAGUCUGCAGGCAAACGGCACUCUUAUUCCCCGUAUUGGGGCCGUCGUUUGGGGAGAACUUAGUGUUGACAUUGGAUUUGCGUAUGGUGGGAUUCGUCUUGAGGGUCAUUUGGUUCAAACAACAUUUCCAAUUACUAUUUCGCUGACAUUUUCUAAGUUCCCAAUCGCCACAGUAUUCAAGCUUGAUCUGGAAUUGGUGCCACUAGAGUUAAGACUGAAAGCUUUUGCAAAACUUCGACUUCUCUUCGUAACUGUGACUGUGUUUGAUGCAUGUAUAUGGCGAUACAAGAUGGACACAAUCAGGAGGAACUUGAUAAACACAGAACAUAAGAAAACCGACGAUUCUCCUCCAAAUAUCGGUCAUGUUUCUCAAAAUGUUAGACGGAAACGAAGUGGAAAUGGUGGUUGUGACGUCACACAGUUUAAAUAUAGAAAUCCUACUGAUCCUGCAUUUCUUCUGGAGGUAAGUGCUGACGAUGAGGUUAGUGACGUGACUCUCACGUAUGCAAUCGGAACACACAGGGGUGGAUCUAAUGUUGUGGAUUGGACGGGUAUGAAAGGUUCUUCUUUGACAGCACCAGUGAAUUUACCCAAUGGUAUUCCUCUAUAUUGGACUGUUAAAGCCAGGAAUAGCAAUGGAGGCACAGCAGUAGUGGAAUGCUCCCUAAACACAUACGAUAACACUAAACCAGAUGGACGUAUCGAAGCUUCAUAUCCCUAUACCAGUCAUCCUAGUAAACUCUCAGGAACAAUAAUUGUAUUUGAUGAUUCUAAACUUAUUGAAACACAUGCACAAAGCGUUGGUUUUUCUCAUGGUGAGUUUGGAAAUGAGGUCGUGAAUUGGAAUCAUUUACUCCUUCAUUCAACUCAUAAGAGAGAAUCGAAAGACAGCCAUCUACAAUUUUUUACCGUGCCGAGGGAUGGAAAGUUAACGUCAAUGUUUAUGAGAAGGAUGAAAGUAAACUCCGCUAAUAACUGUGCUAAAGAAUGCACAAACUAUGGAGAAAAAUGUGUUUCAUUUGAUUUUGAGUUUCACACUGAAACUUGCGACUUGCAAUCUGUUGUUGAGGGUCCAAAUGCUGAACUAAGAAUCAGUGGAACGUACAAAAAUUACGAAAGAUUAGGCAUUGGAUAUAACGCUUUUGUAUCGUACAACGUUUCGUUGAAACAUGGAAUGAGAUAUUUCAUAAACGCUGAAAUAACGAAUGAUUUGGGAUACAAAGCAUUCAUUACAUCUAGAGGAACAAUGGUGGAUUACACUCCUCCUGAACCAGUCAAUGUUGGAAAUGCUACUGACGACUAUACAACAUCUGAUGGCUGUAAAGCUGCAGUCACGCAACGAUGUAUUGAUGUUACACCCAAGCUUAACCAUAGACGUAUCAUAGACGGUCCAAAUGCAAGUACGGUAUUCAACGGACACGAAUCUUUGAAAGAAACACUAUACACCCUAACGAACCACUUUGUAUCAGCUAACUUUGAUAGUUUUCUGGAUAAGGAGAGUGGAAUAUAUGGUUAUACAUGGGCAGUUGGUAAACAAAUAUGUGGGACAGAUAUUUCCUCAUAUGCUGAUCCUCAUGCUCAUUUAUCCAGUCCCAAGUUCUGGACUAAUAUAGGGUACGCAAGGGAUGUUCAUCUCUCUGAUGGGCAGUAUUACGUCAGUGUUCAAGCAUUGAACAAUGUCGUACAUGGGGGAUCUCUUGUAACAACAGUUUGUCAUUCUGUGCCACUGACCGUGGAUACAACUCCUCCCAUAUUUAAGGGUUUGACAGAUAUCAUAUUCGAUGAGGAUUUCAACUUGAUGGCUAUAUAUUUUGCUGCCGAAGACCCACUGUCAAAAAUUGCCAGAGUAGACUUUGGUCUUGGAAAAACGAAACAUGAUGUUGAGGUACGAGGAUACUCAAAAUUCGAUUACAUGCAGACAGAAAACCCGUAUAUCGUUAUCAAAGAUUUAAAUAUAACAGAUGGAGAACCUGCUUGGAUUCGUUUGAGGGCUGUGAAUAAUGUGGAAUUAUUUACUGCUGGUCAUAGUGACGAUCCCAUCUUGAUUGAUAAAACCAAACCUCAUGCUGGUAAAGUUUUGGACGGAUCUACACUUGACAAGGACGAGACAUACCAAUCAAAGAUCAAUGAGAUAUGUGCAAGCUGGAAAGGGUUCUUUGAUCCAGAAUCAGGGAUCAGUCAAUACACGUGGGGAGUUGGAACGGAAAAGGGAAAGGACGAUAUCGUCCGAUUUACAGUUUUGUCACGAGAUAUCAAAGAAAAGUGUUCAGAAGCAAGUUUGACACACAACAAGAAAUAUUACAGUACAGUUAUUGCCAAAAAUAGUGCCCUAAAUCCAAAAACUAUCCAAGCUUCAUCUGAUGGAGUGAUAAUAGAUACAACACCACCCGUUGUUGGCCAUGUAAGAGAUGGGGACAAUCCGACAAUGGAUAUGGAAUUCUCCUCAGAGACUGCUGAAUUCGCUGUAAACUGGGAAGGGUUCAGAGACCCAGAGAGUGGUAUUGCUGCAUAUACCAUACAAGUGUUCAUCAAUGGUGAAGAAAUACGAACUUUCGAUGCCGGAAUUUCAACUUUUUUCAAAGACUUCUCAAUGACCUUUCACCAAGGAGAUCACGUUAAAACUCGUGUUUCUGCUAGAAACGGGGCUGCAUUGGUAUCAUCAGUUACUUCAUCUGGAUUCAUAAUAGACCUCACACCACCGGUCGUUCAGUUUAUUUAUGCCUCAAACGAAGGACAGAAGUAUCAAACUGACAACUCCAGCUUGAAUCUAUCCUGGCAAUUUAACGACCCAGAGUCAGGAAUGAAGCUGUUUAGGUACAGAGUUUAUGAUUCCUAUCAAGGAAUGAAAGGACCGAUCACGGAAGAAUUUGUCACAAAUAUGACAUCUGUACGAUUGCCUUUGAAUAUGUUAGGAGGUCAUAAAUAUUCUGUAAAGGUGAUUGCAUUGAAUAAUGCAGAUAUGCCGAGUUCCCAAGAAUCUGAAGGGGUCAUGAUAGACAUGUCACCUCCCAGGAUACGCGAGGUUCACAUUGGUUUGAUUAAUGUCCCAGAAGACACCCUUGAUAAUGGUACGGUCAUGCAUGCCGACGAAAAACGAGUGACUGUAAGUCUUCGAGCGUUGGAUACUGAAAGUGGUAUUUCUAAACUCUUCAUUGCUAUUGUGGAGGACGGAAAUGUACCAAGAACCGAUGUCUAUCGAGUAUAUGGAUUUGCCCCGACUAUAGACAUAGAAGGUCUAACUUUGGUGCCCUCCAACGUAUAUCGACUUUUUGUGGUUGUGGAAAAUGGUGCUGGCGUUAAUUCAACUCUAUAUCAAGAAAAAACAAUAUAUGUCAUGAAAAAGAAUGUUCCUGGGAAAGUGUUUGAUGGUCGUCAGCUUCUGGUAGAUAACGAUUUCACAAAAGACAAAACGUCAUUAGCCAUGUCUUUUAUCGGAUUUGAAAGCGAAAGUUGUAACAUAGUACAAUACGAGUGGGCUGUCGGUUAUCAGCCAUUCGUUUAUGAUGUUUUGCCUUUCACGGAUUAUGGUAUUGUAAUGCGUAAUGAAAGUUUUGGUCAAGGUCAGAUCCAUCUGCGUUUGUAUGAAGAUUCUACAUAUUACAUAACUGUCAGGGCAAGAACAGGCUAUAAUUGUAAGGUUGGACAAUAUAUCGUUUCAACCUCGGAUGGGAUAAAAUUGGACACGACACCUCCUGAAGUAAAGAUAACAAAAUUCGGAGAACGUAUGAUAAAUAAUGACAUGAUAACAGGUUCUCUAUAUCAGGAUCGGACAGAUGCAGUAUCUUUUCGUUGGAAUUCUUCAGAUUCUUCUGGGAUAUCUGAAACCUGGUGGUCCAUUGGAUCUUUACCUGGAAGGGAUGAUAUCCAUAAGAAACAUUUCACUGACAAAACAUUUAUUCCAGCUGGAACUGUAUCUUUCUCAAAUGGCCAAACAUUCUAUCUUAAUAUUGCAGCUGUUGAUAAUGCAGGUAACGAAAAAAUAGUUUCUUCACCAUCUAUAACCGUGGAUAUUACCGAUCCAAUUAUCAAAAAUUACCGAUGCACCUCAUUUAUAUCAGAACGGCGAUCACUUGUUAAAUGCCAAUGGGACAUACAAGAUCAAGAAAGUAUGAUUACAAAGAUGUUAGUUGGUGUAGGCAAAAACGAAACAACUCCUGAUAUAUCGGAGUUCCAUGAAAUUCCCAUAUCUAAGCGAAACUGGAUACGAGAUAUGUAUGCAAAACUUAAAAAAGAUCCUGUACAAAGAAUUUACAUCAUCAUCAAGCUAAUAAACGGAGUUGGACUAGCUCGUGUUCAACCUUAUGAAAUAGUUGUGGAUAGAACUCCUCCAGAAAAAGGCACCGCUGAAGUCAUUACUACCCUUAACAGGAUGCAGCCGCCAAGCAAACAGCUUUGUCAGAUUCCUCAAACGUUUAUAGAAGUGAGAACAUUUGGCUGGAUCGACAAAGAAUCCGGAUUAUUGAGAUACGAAGCUGCUGUUGGGACGAACGGAAAAACAACAAAUAUUAAAGAUUUCAAACCUAUUGAAAAUCCCGAAAAGUUUUUGAUAAACAAUAUUGUCAUGCCAGAAGGAAGCAAAGUCUACGUUACAGUGCGAUCUUACAACAAAGCUGGACUAUACGGACAAGUGAGGUCCAACACCGUUGUAAUUAGCUCUCAGCCUUCGCUGAAGGUAAUCGAUGGGCCAUCAGAAACUGACAUUGAUUUUCAAUCGUCAUUGGGUGUUCUUGAAGGACGAUGGCUAUAUUCCGAUACCUGUGAUAUAUUAAGUGCUGAAUGGUCUGUGGAAAUGCUAGACGGUUCCAGUUUCAAGUCUCCUUCUUCAAUCCCAAAUAGCAUAGCUCAUUUCUAUUCUGAUAUGGUCACCCUGAAGAAUGGGAUCACAUAUAUAAAUGUUAUCAAAACAAUCGACGCCUUAAAUAGAACAAGAAUCAGUAGAUCCAAUGGAGUAGCAGUGAGAAUACAACCACCUUUACCGGGCGAUGUUCGAGAUGGUCUCCAGGAUGAUAUUAACUAUCAAGAAUCAAUAACAUCUCUAAGCGCAAAUUGGGAUGCAUUCGGUAAAAGUUUAGAUUCCAGAGAUCCCACGCAACAAAUUCUAUAUUAUGAAGUUGCAAUAGGAAAUGACAGGCGUUUUCCGAACUCGAGAUCAAAUAUACAUUACUUUGAAAACGUAGGUUUAAACACCAGUUAUACUUUUAAUGGAUUGAACCUCACCGCUAAAAGUGUUCAGUAUUUCAUAACUGUACAAGCAAUGAGUCGUGCUGGAAGUACGCAGGAAAGCUAUUCUAAUGGAAUUCGUGUAGGUUAUCGAAAUGAAAUAAUUCCAGGUGAAAUUGAACAUUCAAGAAUUCAGUCCAGUACUUCGGAACUUGCUGUAUCUUGGACAGGAUUCCAAGCUGACAUGGGAAUAGAUCAUUUCCGCAUCGGUUUAAGUUCAUUCCCCCCUGAUUUGCCAAACGAUACAUUGAAUUGUAUCGAUUUUAACACCAUUUUACCAGAACUUGAUGAAGUACCAAUUUUCAAAGUCCAGAGGGAUACAUUCUAUCAAUUCAAAGAUCUUGAUUUGAAACACAAUCACACUUAUUACGUUCUGGUGGUGGCAACUGAUGUCACGGGACGUUGUAUUGGUGUUCAUGGUGAUCCUAUCUUAAUUGACACGACACCUCCAAAGCCAGGAAAUAUAUUCGUAGAAGGUAGCGAGGGUGACAAUGUUCUGUAUUCAAUAGUCCCUAAUCACCUAAAGCUAGAAUGGGAUUAUUUCAAAGAUGGCGAAAGCAGCGUUAAGCUAUACGAAAUCUCUAUUUUCACCACAACUGCCUGCACUGAUAAAGAUGCUAUAAAUGCUGAUACAUCUAAAUCGUAUUUGCUCAUUAGAGAAGACCGUGUUGAAAACGAUAACAAGAUUGUUUUCUAUGAUUUACUACUCGAACCGGGGAUAUCAUACGUUGGACGUGUAAAGGCUUGGAAUGAAGCAGGCUUGGAAUCUAGUUUAUUUUCGAGGCAUAUUCGAUUUGACUUUUCCUCUCCUAUGCAGGGCUCAGUCAAAAGAGGAAGUAACUGGUUUGAAGAACCUUUGUUUCAACCAUUUACUAGUCAUGUGGAUGGAUUAUUGGCUAUUUCCAACCCGAUCGACAAUGUAUCCUUCAGAUGCCAGUCUCAGGAAGUUUUGAUUCCAUCAACGGAAGAAAUCGCCCCCUUCCCCAAUUUAGACGAUCAAUUUUCUACAAACUGUAUAGAAGUAAAUAAAGACAGAAUAGAUCUAAUUAUUCGCCACGAUGAUAACAUUAAAAAUGUUAUCAAGGGAGGAAUUUUAGUAGAAAACAAAGAGUUGCGUAGAGGCAAUUACACAAUCAAGAUAAAAUCUGUGUUAGGUAAAAACAUGGUUUCUACAAUUUUCUUUGGUUCAGACAAAACCUGUAUUGAGUCUCAUUUUGAAUACACCCCUGAAAAGAAGGUAAAUGCCUCAUUCAGAGAAUGGAGUGAUAAAUCCUAUUCCAACAAUAUGAAUACCACGGAGCAUACAGAUGUUACCAGUAGAUCGGAAACAACUGAUGCAAUCUAUGAAGUCCCUAGUACUGACGAGUUUGCGAAACAGGAAAGCACUACAUUAGGAUAUAAGGAAAAGUCCAUUAAUAUGGGAAAAGAAGGCGAAUUCAGCUUUGGUGUACACAUUCCGGGGUAUCAGUUUGAGGAAAAUUGGGUUGCUUUCUUUUGGAUAAAGGAUAUUUAUAGAUCAGAAAUGAAACAAGUUGCACUUGAAUAUGAUCCAACUACAUCAGAAACUGAGUUUUCGUUUAGUACAACAAAAAAUGAACUUCCAACACAGACAAUUUGGGGGGUAAAAUUUUUCAUCAAUGGUGUUCUGAAAGGAGAGUAUAAUGGAUUGAAGUUUUCAAGUAAAGCAGUGAUGGGCAUUUACAAUUGGAAUAAGGACAACUUCUUCCCACCUAUUUCUAAUCCUGAUCUUCCAAUUGCAUAUAAAUCAGUUGCUGUUAUUACUGUCCUGAAAGUUCCUCUAUCAACUGACAAGCCAUGCAUGCACGGACUACCGUUCGCAGACAACGAAAGUGGAAUAAAGGAAGUGUUGGUUGGUCUAUCUGAUACGAAAAAUAUCAAUGACACUGGAUCAAAAUCCCCAUUAACUCGAUUCAAAACAUUCUGUAAACCUUGUCGUCCUGGUUGCAACGUUGAUUGUAAUCCACUUUGUAAAACCGAUCAAACGGACUUUAAUAUUGUUCCGUUCACAAUAAAAAACGUUAGUUUGGAGCACGCAACAAUCGACAAAUCUAACAUAUCAUCAACUGGAACAAAUUUUCACGUGCCAGCCUAUUACAUCAAUGUGAAAGUAGUUAAUUACGCAGGAUUAGAAACCAUAGUUACUUCUGAUGCCAUUAUGGUGGAUAUUUCUCCUCCAAAUCUUGAUUUCGUUCGUUGUCUCGAUCCAUCAGAUUCUAUGGAUGCGCCAUCACAAUACCAGGGGACAAAUACAAGUAUGGCGGCAUACUGGGAUGGAUCCGAGGAUGUUGGUGACAUCACAGCCUACAAUAUUUCCAUUGGAAAAAGACCAGGUGCUGAUGACAUAUACAAGAAAACAAAUAUCGGAUUGGCAACGAAGAUAAAAAUUAGCAAUCUAGAUGGAAAACUUUUUCACGACAAUACUUAUUUCAUCACCGUUACAGCCAUUAACUCUGCGGAAUUGACUGCCAGGAAAUCGUGUAACAUAACUGUGGAGACCGAAGCCCCUGAUAUCAGCAAUCUUAAGGUAACUGUGUUGCUAAGUAAAUCAGACAACCACGGGGUUUACACAACCGCAAACAGUAAAGGACUUGGAGUUACAUGGACAGGAGGAAAAUCUGACGUUGAAUUCUAUGAAUGGCAAGUAGGAUCUUCACCACAGGGAAAUGAUAUAUUUCCAAGAGUAAAGAUAGGAUUGCAAGAUUCAAAGAAAGCGACGAUAGAGAAAGGGAAGUUGCACAUUGAUGAUAAGUCUUUAAAUACAAGUAUUGGUGCAUACGCAAAAAAGAACUGGACAGAUGAAACCGUAAAAGAGGCCAAGUCGAAUAAUUUUUUCAAUAUGGAACCGGGAUUGUGCCUUUACAUAACCUUGUUUGCAGUUGGGAGAUCUCAUUUAUCGAGUUCAAAACAAAUGGAUCCAUUCUGCAUAAAGCGAAACAUUGACAAGCAGUUUUUACCACAUGAAAGACGCAGAACCUCAAACCUUAUUCAUAUAGGAGAGCAUAUUGAAAUUAAACCAAGCGGAGGUGCUCUUAGUGGAAUGAUAACAGCGAAAGACUACACAGAGGAAUAUGGAUCUGCAGCUUCCGGAGAUUAUGUCAGAUACAUCGUGAGCCCAAGAGAAAGACACUCUGAAACAUCACGGUUGUUAAGAAAUCGAAUCCUGUCCAAUAUUGGUCAUACAUUUUAUAUCACUCCCACAGAAGAUUCAGUGAACAUCAUCUCAAACAUUGGAUUCAAUUCCUCCAAAUUUGAUGUUAACAUGAACAUUCCUGCUCUUGUUUAUUGGAAUAAAGAAAUACAAAAAUGGGUAUCAGUAGACGAAAAGUGCAAGACGUCGAAUAUAACAUCGCACCGUAUCCUAGAGACUUUGAUUUGUUCUGCAGUAUUUCAAAAUGAACACACACAAAGACGUAAGCGAAGUCCGGGUCAAAGAAGAAAUGGUAGUCAUCCCCGGAUGUUUACCCUAAUGAAAAUAAAACGAAAUGCACAAAAUAAUGAACCGAUCAUUGAUACAAAAGGACCUCUGAAUUAUCAAGAAGACAACACAACAUUUGCAAGAAUCCAAAUAGUGUCCCACGAUAUAGAGAAUGAUAGUUUAGUUUACUCCAUGGUCAAAUCUCCAAAACAUGGUGUUGCUAAUAUAACAACUGACGGAUGGUUUACAUAUAUUCCUGAAAGAGACUUUAGCGGCUCUGACGUGAUUGAAAUAUGCGUAUCUGAAGUAAACAUCACAUCACCAUUUGUAGCAACAAAUUCCUACAAGCAAUUCGAUAUCAAUGUUACUCCAACAAAUGACAAUCCCACUAUUAAUUUUGAUCCACGUAUUUCUUUUCCACAUAAUGCAACCGCAAUAAAAGAUAUUCAUACGAUUGUGUGUGAAAGCAAUGUUACAAGGGAGAAUGUGUAUGGAAUCAUCACUGCAGAUGACGUAGAUUUAAACGAUAAUUUAACUGUCAGGCUGCUUAACGAUUCAGACGACGGACUGUCUACAUUUAAACUGACUACAUCAAGUUCUAACAAUAUACCGUAUUCGCAUUCCGGCGCCCACGUUGAGAUGAUUCUAAGCCAUCAUCUGAGCAAAACCUUUAGCGGCCUCACUAAAGUUGGUAUCAGGGCCCAUGAUAGUCAGCUCGAUGUUCGAAAUUUAUUUGGAUACAGCAGAGAAAUCACCGUCCAAGUGUUUGUUUUGAGAAAUCCAUGCAUGCAUGGAGUGUGUAUGAACACAACUAUGGUUCCCUGCUCUGACACAUCACGAGCGUUUAGUUUUGAUAAGUUUGCAUGCGAUUGUAGCGUAGGAUACACUGGUCAGUGGUGCGAAACGGACAUAAAUGAAUGUUAUCCAAAUCCAUGUUCCGUCUUUUACGAUUGCAAAGACCUUAUUGGUCAUUAUGACUGCGUCUUAAAUGGCCCCAAAACGUUUGGAUUAGCCGUAGGUUUUCUUUUCAUCAUAGGAUUUCCAGCUAUGCUGUUCUGGAGACAUUUGAAAAAGCGUCGACCUAAUAACAAAAUUUCUGAUAGCAUGUUCUGGCAACCAUCAAAUACCAGAAUGACCCCAAGACCUAGAUACAGUGCUAGAAUUUCUCCAGCUAAGGACGAUUUCCCAACGACGUCCAAUGGUGGAAAAUGGGGACAAUCUUUUCCAUUCAAUAGCGAAGAGGAGAGAGCAUCUGCAAUGAAAUCCUUGUCUGAACACAAUGCCAAUUUGACCAACUUCAACAAACCAUCGACCACAGAAACUGCAUUCAGGACAUGGCAUAUGGCAGGGAAAAAAGUCAUGAAGGGGGCCGAUCUGAAUAAGCGAAACGGGGCAUCUUCAUCUGGAAUUGCUGAUCCACCACAAAGGGUUGCCACCCCAAGUGCCAUCACUAGCUUUUUUUCUGCCGAUUAGUUAAAUUCAAAAUGAAAACGCCGAAUUCUUGUAGAAUGUAGAAUAGUUUGUGAUUUUGAUUUACUAGUAAAUAAAAGCAUCUUGAAAAAA
Molecule: messenger RNA, 15175 nt
Organism: Ostrea edulis (European flat oyster)
Lineage: Eukaryota; Metazoa; Mollusca; Bivalvia; Ostreida; Ostreidae
Exons: 49
Coding region: 146-15085 (4979 amino acids)
Biological process (GO): lipid transport
Molecular function (GO): protein binding; calcium ion binding; lipid carrier activity
Source: RefSeq, a predicted model, not a curated record